Sodiomyces alkalinus F11 is the source of this 1173-nucleotide messenger RNA. RefSeq lists its product as hypothetical. The record is from RefSeq and is a predicted model, not a curated record. The coding region runs from base 120 to 1112 and encodes 330 amino acids. NCBI's taxonomy places the organism in Eukaryota, Fungi, Ascomycota, Sordariomycetes, Glomerellales, Plectosphaerellaceae. The transcript has 3 exons.
AGCGCGGCGGCGGCGACGACGACGUCGAUAACCCAGAGCACGUCAUUAUUCGUUUCCCGUAUCCGGGGAAAAUCCAUGAACCCGAAGAGAGCCCGGCCCAGCUAGGGCCGUUCAUCAUAAUGGAUCUCAUGGAAGGAGAGAACCUAGGCCGGUUCCUAGCGCCGCCGACCGAAGACGAGUCCAAACCGGUAGUCCUGGACCCAGACACGGACGACGCGAAACUCGACCUCAUCUACGAGCAGAUCGCUGGCUUUAUCUUGGAGCUCUCGCGGCUCCAGUUCCCGCGCAUAGGAGCCAUAUCCAAGGAUGCCGCGUCUGGCGAUUGGGCUGUCACCGGACGACCCCUAACGUUCGAUAUGAACGAGGUCGUCACCGUCGGUGGCUGCCCCGCGGAGCACUUCACCGCCAUGUCGCCCUUUGAUCGCGCCACCGCUUACUUCGCUGCGUGCGCACAGUACUUCCAGGCACAUCUCGACGCGCAGCGCAACAUUGCCGGCGACGACGAAGAUAUUGCCUGGAGCCAGUUCGUUGCGCGCCGCUGCUUUGCCAAGUUAAUCCCCGCCUACGCCACCGUAGUAGACGACGACGGGCCUUUCCGGCUCUUCUGUGACGACCUACGCCCCACGAACAUGCUUAUCGACCCGAAAACGCUGCGCAUCACCGCCCUCUUCGACUUUGAAUUCACAAAUGUCAUGCCGGCGCAAUUUACACACGACGUGCCGUGGUGGCUGCUCCUCCAACCGCCGGCUGUCUGGCUGAGAGACGACGAGAUGGAGACUUUCCUCCGUCUCUUCGAACCGAGGAAGGAUCAGUUUAUUCGCGCCAUGGAACGUGUCGAGUCCAAGCUAGCAGUACCAACCGGAAAACAGCGCCUCUCGGCUCGGAUGCGGGACUCAUGGGACACCCGGCGAUUUUGGUUCAAUCUCGCAGCGCGAUGCAGCUUUGAUGUAGACGACUUUUACUGGCAGGCUCUGCACAAGGAAGGACUGGGAGAGGCGAUGCUAGACUGUGCAACGCUAGCCGAGAAGGACAAUUUCGUAAGACGUAAGAUGCGGCAGGUCCAAGAGUAUUGCAAAGUGAAAGAAGGUGACGAGCGAUUUGCUGAGCAGUAGGAAGCCCAUCCGGAACCAAGAGGUACUGUAUCACAAAUACAAAACACCAAGGUCAUUACUG